AGGCGAUACAACACGGUGUCAAAUGCAAGUCUUCAGAUCAUUAACGCCCGACUGUAAAACCUGCCACAGCCUAUUUAAGGACAGACCUAACAGCCAAGGAAAACUUUUUCAUAAGGACCAAAAGGGAAUAUCAGAUAUAAUGGGAAUGUAUUCUAAACGUUAUAUAAUAACAUAGAUAUUGUGUUGCAAAGAAAUCUGGAUACAUUUUCAAAGAGCACACGAGCAACACACACGGGAAUUGUGGAAAUUUUCCAGCUUGCAGUGAGUCUCUGCACGCUCCUCCCAAACGGAGGGUAGUUCAUCACCGCGCUCACACAUCCUUUGUAUACAAACGUGAGCACAUGGGCUGUAAAUUUAUGCGCCUGCGGAGUAUCUUAUGGGAUCAUUUGUGCGCCUCUAACCAUUGCGAAAACACACCUGUUUUCUUCAGCAAGACGUCGCAAAUUCAAGAUGCCAGAUCGGCACCAUAUCCGCACAAGACGCGAUUCAUCGCAUUGCUGUAGCGGGCGCUGCCUGGGGCCUCUCUCGUUCUACACGGGGGCCACGGGGGCCAGGGUGACCCUGAGCUUGGACGCCCGGCGGGCAGAGCGGGUUGGAAACACCUUCCGGGAUGGGUUGGUCUUCAGCAGUCGGCCCGUGAGGGUGCAGGAGCGGGUACGCCUGCGUGUGGAGCGCUCCGCCCCGCAAUGGCACGGCGCACUGCGCCUGGGUUUCACUGCCGUUCGGCCGACGUACCGGACCCUGCCCUCCUUCGCCAUCCCCCACCUCACCGAUACGCCCGGGUACUGGGCCGGUAUCGUACCCGAGGUAUGCUCCCAUCCUGGAUCCGAACUGCAGUUCUGGGUCACGCCACACGGAGAGCUAAAGCUGAAGGUACUAGGGACAGAGAAGAUCUUGCUGAAAGGUGUGGAUGUGAGACAGCCACUGUGGGCCAUGAUCGACGUGUAUGGCCAGACUUCCGCAGUUCUCCUGUUGGGUUCCAAGAAAAAGAAUUUGUUUUCUGUCCAAACGUCUUGUCCCGUCCCAGUGCCACCUCCAAUCUCCUCAAGGGACAGAAUGACAUCUGACAUCAAUGGCAACAUCUUUCCUUCUUAUACGACUUUGAACCUGGAGUCUCUAUGGCCACCUACGGACCCCUGGUACCCCAUCUCUGACAAUGGGCAUAUCACAGGAGGUUCCGAAAACUGCGUUGUCUGUCUCUGCCAGAAGUCCACGGUCAUUCUUCGCUGCGGACACCAGUGCCUCUGUCUCCAGUGUGCGGACAGGGUUUUUGCCAUCUUUAGGGAGUGUCCUCUGUGCCGGGAGCCAUUCACGGACCUUCUAGAUGUCAGCCUGGCUCCCAGCUAACACCUCGCUCCACGAGGAGGACUUGGAAUACAGAAGGGAUGUUCCCAAUCAGUGUGUUGGGAGAAUGCCAGCUGAGCCAUUGAAUGUAAUCUCCCAUUACGGUUUAUCAUUUACAGAUUUGCCUAACAAAGAAUGGAGACAAGUAAGCACUUUGGUUUUAUGGAUGAACCUCGUGACUACUAACUAAACCAAUAUGCUGACUGAGAAGGCAGGAUCAGAUAUACUCUCACUUUACCAUCUGUGUUUAAUAAUGAAUUGAAUAGCAGUCUAUCAGUUUGAUUGCAGCACUGACCCAGUUACAUAUUGUCAAACUCUUCUACCUCCAGCGCCUGAUAUUUUAGCUUUAUCUCCAGGGCCCUCGCAUCGACCCUUAGCAGCUAGUUUCAUACAAACCAGGACUCUCCACAAUCUCCAUCUUUUAUUAAGUGAGGACAAUACAAUUUUAGAGCUGUUUUAAUGACAGAAGAUUUACAUAAUGUACAUCCAUCCAUAAAUGUUCUGCGACUGUUCAUGCAGUUCAAGAUCACAGGCAGCCUGGAACACAUGAUGUGAGUCAGAGGAUACAGAUGAAAUAUACAUAUAACUUUGUAAAGCUUGAACUGCAGUUAAUAAGUGAAAAAUUGCAAUCGGUAGCUAUCAUUUUGUUAUUAAUGCAACUAAAAUUGUAUUUUCAUUUGAAUCGUGGAAUUAAGAAAACUUAAAUUGACUGUGAAAAAGCAAAUGGAAUGCAUUUAUAUUGUACAUAAUUGUACAUAUUGUAUAAUUUAUAUAAUUGUAAUGAAAUGUAUUUUUGAAUAUAUGAAAAAUGGUUAAUUAUGUCACUUGGAUCAAUAAGAGCAACUGUGCAUAAUAUUUUUUCAACGGGUAACUUUCAUUGCGUGCAAUAAAGCGUCCACACAAACUGCA
Paramormyrops kingsleyae is the source of this 2253-nucleotide messenger RNA. Its product is annotated as E3 ubiquitin-protein ligase NEURL3. Gene Ontology annotation, cellular component: early endosome. Gene Ontology annotation, molecular function: ubiquitin protein ligase activity. Gene Ontology annotation, biological process: ubiquitin-dependent endocytosis. NCBI's taxonomy places the organism in Eukaryota, Metazoa, Chordata, Actinopteri, Osteoglossiformes, Mormyridae. The record is from RefSeq and is a predicted model, not a curated record.